GCAAAGAUACCUUAGCUUAGUCCUUCAAAUUCCUUCAAAAGCAGCAAAGCUUUUAUACCUGACAAAUAAAGCUCCAUCUUUUUUUAUCUGAUCUUUAAGUAGCUUCAAAAUAAGGCUCCAUUAAACCAAAGGAAGAAUGGAUAUGCUAAAGCAAAUGAGGGUGAAAUUCUCCGGUAUAGGGGAAGAAGAGAAAGGAGGCAGCAGCACAAGAGAUAGAACAAUACCGCCCCAGAGAACUCAAUCUUUUAAAGACACAAAAAGAACACCUAGCUGGUUGUACAGACAGUUUAUAAGAACUAUGAGUCGUGAUUAUGAUUCCAGUGAUAGUGUUGACUAUCCAGCUGCAGUGGCUGCAGCUGCAUUUGCUGUAACAUCAAUCGAAGAAAAGAGCAUUUAUAGCCACAGAAGGACAAAUAGUGGAGGUGAUAAACCUUUGACGAAGAUCAAAAGUAAAGCAGAUGAUAUUGGUAAGAAACCUGAAAAGCUCUCAGAUGAAGGUUCAGAACUUCCAGAUAAAAGUGUGCCGAUAAGGUCAGCAACAAUCAAUCCAGAGCCAGUUAAAUCUGUGCCAUCUAUUAAGAAGAAACCAACUUUUGGAGAUACCAAACCUGAAAGUGAAGUUGUUGAAAAGGCCAAAAGAGCUCCAUCCAUUAAGAAGAUGCCAACGUUUGGAGAUAGCAAAUCAGAAAGUGAAGUCGAAAAGGCCAAAAGAGCUCCAUCCAUUAAGAAGACGCCAACAUUUGGAGAUAGCAAAUCUGAAAGUGAAGUUGAAAAGGUCAAAAGAGCUCCAUCUAUGAAGAGAACAUCCACAUUUCCAGACCAAUACAUCGAUAUCAGAGCUCCCAAAGCCCCUGGAGUUCCUGUUUCUGAUCGUGCUGGUCAGCCAACUAGACAAUCUUCAUCGCAACCAGGCAUGGCUAAAGCACCAAAUACAAUGAAGCCUGAAACUGAAUACUCUAAGGCAGAUAUUUGGGAGAGAGAAGAAAUGGAGAAAAUCAGAGAAAGGUACAAGAAGCUCAUAAAAGAAAUUGUGGAAUGGGAGACUAAGAAGAAGAAGAAAGCAAAACGCGACUUGGAGAAAGUUGAGGCUGAACUAUUGUCGAAUGAAAAAAUGAAAUUACAGGCUGAACUGGACAGGCGUAGAGCAAAAGCCAUGAGACAUUUCCACAAUGAGGUCGAAAGGAUUGAAAGCAUUGCAGGAGGAGCCAAAGAACAAGCAGAUGAACAUCGUAAAAACGAAGAGCUAAAGGUGAGAGAGAAGGCAAAUAAGAUCAGAUCAACUGGGAAGAUGCCAUCAACAUGUUCAUGCUUUUAAACAGUACCAUUUGUAAGAAAAAUUGUGAAUCUGUAGAUCCAACUUUUACUACUGUUGAUGGAAAAAUAUGUAAAUAUACUGAGGCACAAUACUCGCCGUGUAUAAGCUUUCAUAAUAUCAUCAGAAACCAAUAUUGAUGUCAA
This is a messenger RNA of Capsicum annuum, 1458 nucleotides long. RefSeq lists its product as uncharacterized. The transcript is spliced from 6 exons. The record is from RefSeq and is a predicted model, not a curated record. Bases 137 to 1315 code for a protein of 392 amino acids. Lineage: Eukaryota; Viridiplantae; Streptophyta; Magnoliopsida; Solanales; Solanaceae.